Molecule: messenger RNA, 272 nt
Organism: Staurois parvus
Lineage: Eukaryota; Metazoa; Chordata; Amphibia; Anura; Ranidae
Source: the annotation of a GenBank genome assembly
ACAACUCAUGGGGCCCCAGGGCAUAAGGGGAUCAUGGGCCCCUGAUGCAGAACACUGAAUUGCUGCCCAGGGGUGGACUGAAAACUCAUGUGGCCCCCGGGCAAUAGGGGAUCAUGGGGCCCCUGUGUCUUUGCCCAAACUCAAAAAAACCUAUGAAAAAGGUACCAGGGGCUUCUCAUGGGGCCCCCUACUGGCCCCGGGCCCUCGGGCAGUGCCCGAGUUUUGAAAUGGUCAGUCCGCCCCUGUUGCUGCCUUACUAUCUCACUAAGGCA